Messenger RNA from Aspergillus calidoustus, 2721 nucleotides. NCBI's taxonomy places the organism in Eukaryota, Fungi, Ascomycota, Eurotiomycetes, Eurotiales, Aspergillaceae. The record is from the annotation of a GenBank genome assembly.
GCAAGACCCAGUGGAGCAUCAAUAGAAUCGAGAUGGAAUCUAAAGGACCUCAAGUUAAUCGAGAUUGGCGGUUGACAACGGCUCUCUCAGUAGUAAACGUGAACUAGUUUUCUCUCCCUUCUCAGGUAGUUCCUACAAUUCUGCACCACCACCCUCGUCGAUCAAAUCCGCGCUCUGACCGGUUCUUCUCGUUUACGGACUUAAUUUUCCUUCAAGGUGCAUUCUACAGGUGGAGACGCAGCUGUCAAUCUAUCCCAAGCGCCGAUCUUUCUCCAUGUUUCAGGAUUUAGCCGCGACAGCUGGGGCACGAGUCAUCAACACUGACUCUUAACUGGGUGCUGAGACAGGCCGAGCCCAGAUUGAUUGGCGGUUAAUCUAUUCCCUGCAUUCGUCAAACCUCCGCGAGUUCGCAGUUUCUGCAGCAAUCGGCCUCUUCUCCUGAACUCGAUGGGUGUUACCCCCGCUCGUCGCACCAUGGCGAACGUCAAUCUAUUUCUGGACUUAUAAGGGUCCCCUGAACCGCACGUCCGCUCUCUCCUCCCCUGAACCGUGUUACUGUUGACCAGUUGAUUUGACCAACAUGCAGCUCCGUCAUAGCCUUCUCGUCGCACUCCUCGCCCUCUGUCGGUCAACGACGGCCCUCCUCGCCUUCCCUGGCGCUGAGGGAUUUGGCGCAAAUGCAGUCGGCGGUCGAGGGGGAGAGGUAUACGUUGUGACAAACCUCGAGGACUCUGGCGAAGGCUCGCUCCGUGACGCUGUUUCCGAGACCGAUCGUAUCGUCGUCUUUGCCGUGGGUGGCGUGAUCAACAUCGAGGAUCGCAUUGUCGUCUCGAAGCGUGUUACUAUCCUUGGUCAAACAGCGCCCGGUGAUGGUAUCACUGUGUAUGGGAACGGCUGGUCCUUUUCAAACGCAGACGAUGCGAUCGUGCGGUAUAUCCGAAUUCGAAUGGGCCGCGGUGGCGACUCAGGAAAGGACGGUAUCACCAUCGCUGAAGGAAGCACCAUGAUCUUCGACCACGUCUCCGUCUCCUGGGGUCGCGACGAGACCUUCUCGAUCAGCGGCUCGGCUGAGAACAUCACCGUUCAAAACACCAUCAUCGCACAGGGCUUGGAGACGCACUCGUGCGGUGGACUCAUGCAGACGGACGGCGGCGUCUCGCUCUUCCGGAACCUAUACAUCGAUAACAAGACGCGUAACCCCAAGGUCAAGGGUGUUAAUGAGUUCACGAACAAUCUUAUCUAUAACUGGGGUGGCGGUGGUGGAUAUAUUGCUGGUGAUUCGAGUGGGCAGUCUUAUGCAAACAUCAUCGGCAACUACUUCAUCAGCGGACCCUCGACAAGCGUCACGGCCUUUACUCGCGGAAACGCCAACUUCCACGGCUACGUCGAGAACAACUACUACGAUCCCGACCAGGACGGCACAUUAAAUGGGUCCCCGCUUGGCGAGGAGUCCUCGAGCUACGGCGGGAUGGAGAUCGUGACCGAGAAGUACGAUUACCCAGCUGUAGAGCAGCUCCUGACGCCCGAUGAGGUGGUCACUUAUGUGACUGAGAACGUCGGCGCCUCCCUAGUCCGCGACAGCGUCGACUCUCAACUCAUCGAAGAAGUCCUCUCGUACGGCACUGACGGCGCGCUCAUCUCGGACGAGGACUCGAUGGGCGGACCUGGUGACCUCGAUGGAGGCACAACCCCGACGGACACAGACGGCGAUGGGAUCCCGGAUGAUGCCGAGGCGGAGUUGGGAACUGACCCGAAUGUGCAUGACUCCAUGGAACUAGAUGCUAGCGGGUAUACAUACUUGGAGGUCUGGGCCAACUCGCUGGUGCCGUCGACCUUUGCAACUGGGGCUUCUAACAAGCCAAGGUGCUCGAAGCGGAAGCGCCGUUCUUAUUGAGGAUUGUAUCUAGUUGCUUCCCUGUAUAUAAUCUUUCAAUCACCUGUACAGUCUCGCAAAGUCUCUUGAAAGUCCAUCGGACGGAACUAUAUCUGCACACAUAUUUUCUUCACUGGAUUGGAUUGUGGUUGUCACUAAUUAAAUACAUACACUUGUCGAUGGGAAGUUCAGUCCAGCUUUACAAUUCCCAACUUUUCAUUCUCUCCCUUGCUCCUCUGACUCCACUGAGGAGCUUCGUCUUCACCAGCCUCUUCCUGUGCAUCGCCCUCUUCCUUGGUCUGAUGCACCGUCCGCGGAUCAUGCUCAGCGGGCGAAUAAAUGGUGACGACCUCUAGCGGGACACUGCCAACAUUGAGGAACUGAUGCUGCGUUCCAGCCGGAACAAUCACAACAUCCCCAGCCUUGACAUCUUGCUCUUUUCCACCUACGAUCGCACGGGCGUCGCCAUUUGUGAAGAGCAGGAUCUGAUCGACAGAGUGUUUCUAUUACACUCAGACAUGGUAAUCACACGGGAAGUAGAUCGGGGUUGCAUACCUCGUCGCCAAUAUCUCCAUUCACAGGGAUCUCCAUCGCGACGAAUUGUGAGUAGAGGCCAGUAUGGAUAACUUUGCGGAAGACUCCGAAUUCGCGGUUCGGGGAUAGGAUCCCCGGGAGAUGGACCAUCUCAUUCGGAGGCGGGUUGCUAACCAUUCUGCAGCCCUGUAGUUCUGAAGACGGGGAUUUCUGAUAUAUUGCUGAAGAAACGAAGCAGCGAGCUGAUUGUCGAUUUAUCCCAGCGAUAGAGGGUAAUUUCCUCGCACACUUAAAUACAGCGAGUCUAUUCAUCA